AUGGCCGGUGCCAAAUACUUCAGUAAAUUGGACGCCUCUCAAGGCUUCUGGCAGUUAAAACUGCAUGAGGACAGCACAAAGUACUGCACUUUCAAUACACCGUAUGGCCGCUACUGCUUCCAGAGAAUGCCUUUUGGCAUAUGCUCCGCUCCAGAAGUAUUCCACAGAACGAUGGAGCACAUCAUAGAGGGCAUUGAAGGCGUGCGUGUGUAUGUUGAUGAUUUGAUCUUAUGGGGAUCCACACUUGAGCAACACAAUGAACGACUCAUCAAAGUGCUUCAGAGAGUCCAAAAGUAUCAGCUGAAGCUGAACAGAUCCAAGUGUCAGUUCGGAGUGAAGGAAAUCACCUUUCUGGGUGACAAGCUGUCACCAGCCGGUGUUGAACCAGACGAAAGCAAAAUUAAGGCAAUACUGGAAAUGCCAAGACCGGAAGACAAAAAAGGUGUGCUGCGUGCAUUGGGCAUGAUCAAUUUCAUUGGAAAAUUCAUUCCGAAUUUAUCCUCGAAGACUGUGCACCUAAGAGAGCUACUGCGUGAAAGGUGUGAGUUCGAGUGGACAGCUGAACAUGAGGCAGAAUGGUCCCGUUUGAAAACAACUCUCACAACAGAGCCAGUGUUGACAUUUUUUGAUCCAUCAAAAAGGACAAAGAUAUCCACCGACUCAUCAAAGGAUGGCAUUGGAGCUGUUCUACUACAGGCAUGUGGAGAAGACUGGAAGCCUGUCGCCUAUGCGUCGAGAACGAUGACAAGUGCUGAGUGCCGCUACGCUCAAAUUGAAAAAGAGUGUUUGGGGCUGGUGUACGGGUUCCAGAAGUUCCAUGGCUAUGUGUAUGGCCUGCCAAAGUUUGUAGCAGAGACAGACCAUAAACCGCUAAUAGCUAUCAUCAAGAAAAACCUCAGUGAAAUGUCACCACGCAUUCAAAGGCUCAUGAUGAAGCUACAACGCUAUGAUUUCGACCUGAUUUAUACACCUGGAAAGCACAUAGUGUUAGCUGAUGCUCUGUCUAGGGCAACCACACAGAGGGAGGAUCAGGCCGGAUGUUCCACGGAAAACGAAGUGGAUCUUCAUGUGAACCUGACCACUGAGACACUGCCCAUAACAGACAUGAAAUCCAAGCUCAUCGCUGAUGAAACCAAGAAGGAUGUCGUCCUGCAGAGAGUCAUCCGGCUGAUAAAAGAAGAGUGGCCACGGGGUGAGUGUCAACAGUACUAUAACAUUAGAGGAGAGCUGAGCUUUGUUAAUGGACUGCUGCUGCGAAAGAACAGAAUAAAGGAGCUAGUAGAGGGACCUAAAGAGGGGACAAUCAUGGACGAACUGGAUGAUGUCACAGCAUCAAUUUUAAAUGCUGCCAAUGUUGAUGAGGCCUUGCUUCACACCCUCAGUCGUGAUGAUUUGAGAGAUCUUUUUCCUGGGCCGGAACACUUUCUCAGGAGGAAACGAGUUUGGGCUCUUAUUAACCCAGAGGAUGGGAAUGCCACCUUAACAGACAAAUCUGGCCCUGGUGAAGCAGGAACAGUGUCUUCACCUAGAGGAGUGCCUCCAAUCUUCCCCCAGACAUCUUCUCCUUUGGUAAUGAAAAGUCCAAAGAAGACCCUGCAGCUUCCCAGUCCUCCAGAAUAUGUGGUCUAUACAGACAGUGAGUUAGAGCAAGCUCGCAAGCACUACUUUGAGAUGGCCCGCACUGGCAGAGAAAGGGACUGUGUCAUGUCUAAAGAGCUGAGAUGCAGACUGGUGAGGAACACUGUCACCAGCAUGAUUUCCAUCUUGAGAGCCAGUGAGCAAGGAGAGGAGCUGCGGUACCCUUCCAAGCAUGAAGUCACUUCAAUGGCUAGGAGACUUGUGGAAUAUUAUCCCAUGCUACAGGAUAAAGAUACAACUAUGAAGCAUGUGAGCAUUUACAACAAUCUUCACAAGAGGCUGCAGAAUGUGAAGUCCCCUAAAAAGAGGCAGGGGCCCACACCAGAGAGGGGCCAGCCAAAGAAAAAGUGUUGCAUCGACUUCUCAUCGAGUGACAGAGAAGACUAUGAUGCAGAUUCAAGUGGUGCAUCAACGAUUAUUUUGCAUCAAACAUCUGGGAGCAGUUCUGAUGACGGCCACAGCUCACCUGAUAAAGACAGUCUGAUCAUGCAGGCCAGACAUUACAAAACUCUGCAGGAGAUGUUCAAGAAAACCAAACCCAACAAAGAUGCAGUCUCCCAAAUCCUUGACCUCGAGUUUGAAGCAAGAAGAGCCUUCAUCGACAGUGAUGCCAUGAAAGAAGAGGACAGGCCAACAAAGAUCCUCAAUGCCUACCCAUGUUUUAAGGAUCUUCAUCACGUGAUGAGUGAGCUGCGACGGAUCCUGAAUAAGGACAACAGUACAUUCAUAGAUGAAGUAAAGAAGAGAUGGGAAGACUUCUGUGCCAAGGUGCAGUUUUACGGUGUUUCGAAGAAAGUGAUGAAGCCACCCAUGAACCUGGAUGCAGUGGAAUAUGCCACAGCUCUGUUCAGGGCACUUCCCACCCUCUUUCCUUCACCAACUGCGCCACCAAAGAAGUUGGGAAAUGCCAGUGAGGCAUUGCUUCAUGUCCUUCAGCCAACAGAAGAUCCCACCAUCUACCUUCAGAAGAGACAACUCAUCACCCCAGUUUUGCUCUUUGAUGGGUCCCACUGUCUUGUCACAUUUGGAACCACUCCUAUCACCACAUUUGCCAAGGAAGACCUCUGUGAAGGUUUGCUUUAUCUGAUGGCUUACUACUACACUCUGCAUCUUACCUAUCCAAAGUGUGUGGCAACCCUCCUCUCUGUCAUUCAGACAGAAAUAUUACUGGAUUCUAUUCAUGAGCGAGACAUGACAACCUCAUACAAAAAAGCCAUGGCAGAAUGGAAAGCUUUUAUUGGGAAGUAGAGGUGUACAUAGUGUUAAAAUACAACUGGCACUAAAUGUUUCACUGCCUUGUUACUUUAUACUCUAGUGUAUGAGAGAAUCUUAACUUUUUGUUGAAGUAAUCACUGAUGGCCUUUUUGUUUGUUCAUUCAAAUCAGACUGUUUCGUGCCACAUAUUUUCUAUUUGCACUAAAAUGUAUUUUUGAAUGUUACUAAAUGCCAACGAUGGUUAACUAGGUUUACAAACAAAUGUUACAAGUGGUUGUAUGAACACAAAACUUGAAACUGUUAAAAUACUUUUUUCUGUAUUUGAGUAUCAGGUAAUUCAGUGUUCAGUAAUGAUGACAUAAUAAAUAAUGUAACACAUAACUUGCAUUAUAGCCAUAAUUACCUCCAAUGUUUUCUGUUUUCUUGCAAUGCCUUCAUAAUUCUGAACAUGUACUAUUUUUGAAAAGCAACAAGUGUGUUAGAAGGCACUGUUUCAAACCCAAAUAUAAAUACAUUGUUGACAAUUAUCUGUGCUUUAUCUCAUUUUAAGCUGGACAAGCUAAUAAUGAACAGUCUUGAAUCAAGAGAAAUAAUCCUGUUUAGUGGUUCUGGUUUGAAGAGCUUUUCACUAAAAUUAAGAAAGGACAGAACACUGAAAGAAGAAUUGACAACUUAGUUUUGAGUUUAUUUGACUUAAUACAGUGCUUGGAAUGAGUGUUUUAGCACUUAUUUCAAGAGAUUUAUCACCUUUCUCAUGCCUAGAUAAUUUUUCUUAUUUCAAGAAAUCUUAUCAAGUGUAAUUAUCUUACUGAACUGGCAGAUAAAUUGACUUGUUUCUAGUAUUUUACUUCUCAAAUUAGGUAUUUUAUUUCUUGCAUUUAGAUGGUUCAUUUUUGCAGUGUACCAGGUGUGGCAAAUCAGUGAGGAUUAUUUCUUUCAGCUAUUUUCUGCUAAAUGCAGGUACAUGACUUUCUUAGACUUCUGAACCAAUCAAAUUGAAAUAAGUGGUUUCAAUGUCAUCCAUAUUAAGGUAUGCUUGGUUUUGUGUUUCCACAUCAAAAUGGCUGAUCAGCUCAAGAAGACUUAACCUUUGUAGAAAAGGUUCUUUGGCAGUUCUGCUAGCGGUAGUUUCUUGAAGAGCGUAGAACACAUUUUCUCUCCAGCAAGAUUUGAGGUAUUUCAAAUCAGUUGCAUGUGCAUCACCAGGUGUUCAGUCUUGUCUGCAGUGCAGUAUUAUGGGACCUUUCCACAGCAUCUUUGA
Molecule: messenger RNA, 4114 nt
Organism: Etheostoma spectabile (orangethroat darter)
Lineage: Eukaryota; Metazoa; Chordata; Actinopteri; Perciformes; Percidae
Exons: 9
Coding region: 1-2886 (961 amino acids)
Source: RefSeq, a predicted model, not a curated record